GACGGCAGAAAGAGGGCGAAUCGAUUGCAAAUUACGUUGCAGAAUUGCGCCGCCUAGCAAAAGAUUGCGAAUUCGCGGACAGCCCGAACACAGCGUUACGCGAUCGAUCGGUGUGCGGUCUCCGACAUGAAAGCCUACAGCAGAAGGUCCUAGCAGAACGAGACCUGACAUUGGAAAAGGCACCGUCGCUAACUCGAGUGUACUAUUGGGUUCUUAGUGAGAGACACCGAGUGGCCUUCUACCCUUGCACACGACUCUUCAUCUCUCAAGGCCCCCAGGCUAAACCAUACAUACUCUUAACUAUAUACGCGGUUAUGGUCCCUCCCAUAGGAGUGGCCGACACAAUCUAGUAACCUCUAUUACAUCGAGCGCACGAAACCGCAAGACUCGAACUGAAAUUGUUGCCAGGAGAACCGCAAUCAAGUCGACAAACACACCAAGCAGCGGAGACAACGUUUACCUGCAAGCAUCCGGAGGUAGGCGGUUCACUCCCAGGGAUAGCAGAGCUAAAGAGCGUGUUUGCCAUCGUUGUGAUGGACGCGAUCACGACUCUGAAAAGUGUUGGUACGAGAGCGCCACUUGCCGGGUUUGCAACGUUAGAGGUCAUAUCGCCAAAGCUUGCAGGAAACGGAAGCAAUCUGGCCAGAAGUAUCGAGCGAGUUAUGGCUCGGAAUUUCAGAACCGCAAGCAUGCAAGCAUCGAAGUCGACGAAACCCAGCCACCAAACGAAUCGAGUCGAAGAAGACGACGAGCACCUGCAAAUUUUCGCCUAGGAUUACUGUCACAAGCACUAGCACCUUCUACACUGUUUUGUUCUGAAGGUGGCUCUGUUUCCAAUUCGUCCUCUUCUGGUUGUUUUUCAUCUGUUUGAAUCAAAGAUAGUUGACCUUCUAGAGCGUUUGGUUCAGCGCUAACAUUUGACUUUUCUUUGUGUCUCUUAGUAGUUAUCCAAGAACUACACACAGGACAUAUAGGAAUGGUGCGAAUGAAGGCGACGGCUAGAAGUUUUGUAUGGUGGCCUGCCUUGGACAGAGAUGUUGAGAGUAUAGUCAGAUUAUGUUCCACGUGUCAGGAACAACGGAAUAAACCUGCAAUUUCAAAGCCAACUCAUCCUUGGAUAUACCCGGAAGGUCCUUGGGAACGUGUCCACGCAGACUUUGUGGAGUACGGAGGAAGACACUACUUAUUGUUAGUAGAUGCGUUUUCAAAGUGGCCAGAGGUCCAUGAAUUACACAAGAAUACUACUGCUUGCCAGACAGUAGAAUGUAUGAGAAGAACAUUUUACAACUCGUGGAAUACCAUAUUGUAUGGUAACUGACAAGGGACCUCAAUUCCUAUCAGAGUUUAGUAACUUCAUGCGCUCAAAUGACAUCCACCAUCAACGUACCCCACCAUAUCACCCAUCCAUGAAUGGACAGGUGGAGAGGAUAGUACAGGAAUUAAAGAAGAGCUUGAAGUCUAAGCCAUCAGAGCGAACAUGGAGUCACCAAUUGUCAUUGUUCUUACUUCAUUAUCGGACUACCCCACACGGAACGACGGGAAGACUCCAGCUGAGUUGCUGAUGAAACGUUCUCUUAGGACGAGGCUGAGUCUGUUGAAACCGGAAGCUGGGAAAAGGAUACGAGAUCAUCAAAGAGAAGAAUUUAACCAGGCUACAACCAAUGUAAGAGAAAUGGGUCCAGGAGACACUGUUUCUGUCUGGAAUCGAAGAAGAGAUGGUCGAAGCAAAUGGCUUGCAGGAAGAGUGACACAACGACUGGGACCAACAUCUUAUUUGGUAAAUGUAGACGGACACAUAAGAUACGUGCAUAUUGAUCACUUGAUAACAAGAGAUGCGACCAAUACACAAGUGAUUCUGCCAGAAGAACCGGAUAUCUUGCCAGCUAGAGUUGUACCAGAUUCAUCAGGACCCAUGUUAGAAGAUCCUACACUUCCAGCAAGUACACUUACACCUACAGAGACUACAGAUGAGGAGUAUGUCAUGAGGAAAUCCACUGAGACUAAAGAUCCAGUCACAGACAAUGGAGCAACUGAACCUCAGAAGGAAAUCAGUCAAAGGAGAUAUCCAACUCGAGAGAACAGACAGCUACCUCUCAGGUAUCGUAGAAACUAAAGGGAGAGGAGUGUAGUGUGUGACACUUAAUUAGAUUAGACCUAGCUGGCAUGGUAUGUAGUAAUUAGACAUAGCACUAUUUGGUUGGUACGUUAGUGAGCGUUGUAGAGUGUGUAAUAACAAGUGAGUCUCU
Molecule: messenger RNA, 2246 nt
Organism: Corticium candelabrum
Lineage: Eukaryota; Metazoa; Porifera; Homoscleromorpha; Homosclerophorida; Plakinidae
Exons: 2
Coding region: 1478-2113 (211 amino acids)
Source: RefSeq, a predicted model, not a curated record